CAACAUCCAACCUGUUUUUCUUUUCUUCAUUCACUUGGCCCUCCCAGCAGGCUGAAGACAGGUUUCUUCUUGCUCCACAAAGCUGAGGUGUUUGGACUGACGGGGCUGAAUCUGUUCCUGAGUAAGAAACUUUGCCAUAUCAACGCGGGAAGGCCGCAAGAACAUGCGCUGACUGUUUCAACGGAUUUCACUGAAGGAAUUUAAGCUGAUUUCCACAUAAAUUCACUCAAGAUGGUUAACAGCCGAAAACCGGAGCGUAAGCUGGGCAAGAAAGGUGCCACAAGAAUUGCUCGCGGGACCAGCAGAGGCCACAAGGGGGCGAAGGGCGUGGCCCAGCAGCAUUUGAAGAGCGUCGGAUCCGGAAACGCAUUGGAAGCCAACCACAGGGUGGGAAACAUGGAACCCCAAGAAAUAUCUGCCGGGCACAGCUCUCCCUCCAACACCAAAGGCUCCACAGUGCGUGUGGCUGGAGCCCCAUGGGGGCUUCAACUUGGCCCCAGAAGAGCUGUAGUUUACUGUGACCGCUGUCACAACCAUGGCAUCACUACCAAAAUCAAGGGCCAGGAGCAUAACUGCCUCUUCAAGGCCUGCCAGUGUCCCAAUUGUGUCUUCUUCUCGGGACCCCGCAAGGCUUCACCUUCUAUGACUCUGAAGAGGGAGCAAGGGAAAGAAAUAAAGGAGCAAGUGGCUCUAGGACUGAUCAAGAGCAUGACUGCUGCUCCCAAGCCUCCCCACCAUGUAAAGAAUUUGGCUGUGGGAGCAGGAGUUAACACUGGGAAUGUGAACAUCAUGCCCCAGACGCAGGCCUAUCCUUGCUACAUCUCCAAUCCGGGAAGAUCCACAGGGGUGAUUCUGCUGACCCAGUCAUCAGAACCUACAAUUCUGACCUGCGCUCCAGUGACCACAGAGCCACCACUGGUUCUUGCUAUUUCUGGGCAGCCCCAAGGGUCAACUCUUCUGCCUGCCACAUGUACGAGUCUGAUCCUUCAGCCAUGUGCCAACCCAGACCCUCAUCUACCGCAGCCACAGGCACCCAAAGACUGCGAUGCCGACGAGUGGCAGCGGAAGCUGGAGGCUGCUGAGGCACUAUUGGCUUUGAGAUAUUCAUGCCCAGCACCACCUGACCCCAUUCCUCCGGCUCAGCCCUGCAACCAGUCAGCACCAUCUGACCCCAUUCCUCAGGCUCAGCCCUGCAACCAAUCAGCACCACCUGACCCCAUUCCUCAGGCUCAGCCCUGCAAUCAGUCAGGCUCCCUGAAAGAGAACUCCAAAGAUGGUUUGGAUAGACCAUUCCAGCCUCUGGGGGCUUCUCGGCGCCCCAGGCCAGCCACAUCCAUCUCACUGUCUAUUGGCCAUAUAGGCUGCAUCUCUCUCUUGAGCUAGGAGACUAGCAGAUGGCACAUAUGUAGACCACUGCCUCUCUGAUAUUUUGUUUCUAAAUUGCAAAAUGUUUAGUGGAAAAUGCUGAUCAUAAUUUUUUAGAGAAGUCAGAUGUUUUAUAAGAUUGCAGACCCUUUUUAUUAUGUGGUCCAAUUCCCUGGUUGAGGGUGAAGACUAUCUGUAUAUAUCUUUCUUUCCCUUAUUUGGAUCAUCCUUUUGACAAACCUUGCAUAUUCAUUGAUUUAUAAGCAUUAUUUUGGCUUUUUGUCCAGUUUUAUACAUGU
Messenger RNA from Ochotona princeps (American pika), 1664 nucleotides. RefSeq names its product doublesex- and mab-3-related transcription factor C2-like. Gene Ontology annotation, molecular function: sequence-specific DNA binding. The transcript is spliced from 9 exons. The record is from RefSeq and is a predicted model, not a curated record. Gene Ontology annotation, cellular component: nucleus. NCBI's taxonomy places the organism in Eukaryota, Metazoa, Chordata, Mammalia, Lagomorpha, Ochotonidae. Bases 232 to 1383 code for a protein of 383 amino acids. Gene Ontology annotation, biological process: regulation of DNA-templated transcription.